Molecule: messenger RNA, 1860 nt
Organism: Pantherophis guttatus
Lineage: Eukaryota; Metazoa; Chordata; Lepidosauria; Squamata; Colubridae
Product: vomeronasal type-2 receptor 26-like
Biological process (GO): G protein-coupled receptor signaling pathway
Cellular component (GO): plasma membrane
Molecular function (GO): G protein-coupled receptor activity
Source: RefSeq, a predicted model, not a curated record
AUGAUGUACCCAAUAAAGAAGCUCUUUGUGGAAGAUUUCAGCCUUGGAGUUUUGAUUUGCUUGGGCUUAUUAGCUGGAACCUGGACACAACUCCAUCAGUAUCUCUCUGAAAAACCCCAUCACUCCAAACUCCCAGCUCCCUGCCAGGCUCCACCCCAGGAAUUCAUAGAUGAAGGAGAUAAUAAGUGCCGAAUGUUUGAUGAUGCACCACUCUCCACUUUGGUCAUUCAUAUCCCAAGGCCAAAGGCCAUUAAUAGGCACAGCAACUGUGAGGGAAUUUAUUUUCUCACAACAUGCAAUGAAAGAAGGGGAGAGGCAGGUUCUUUGAGCUGCCCUGCAAGUGAUGCUUUCGCUGUUCCACAUGAGUGGUACCAACCUGGUGACUUCAUCAUUGGUGGGAUAGUGUCUCUCACCUAUUACAACCUUCAUGAAAUUGAUUUUAAGGAACCUCCUUAUAAAACAUCUGAUGACACACCAAGAUCCUUUCAGAGAGUUAGAAUUGGAAAGCUGGAACUAGAAGCUCCGAAAGGGAAGGAAUUAUUCAUUGAUGAAGAUGUGAUUUUCUGGAACCCAACUUUCAACCAGGUUCCUCCACUUUCUCGAUGCAAUGACCCUUGUUUCCUCGGAACUUGGAAGAAAGGGAUUGAGGGAGAUCAGUUCUGCUGCUAUGACUGUGUUCCAUGUCCAGAAGGGAAGAUUUCAAGUCAAAAUGAUAUGGAAGAUUGCUUUGAAUGUCCAGAAGAUCAUUAUCCAAAUAAAGAAAAGAAAGGAUGUAUCCAGAAAGUGCUGGUUUUUCUAACUUUUGAAGAAAAUUUAGGAAUUGGUUUAGCCUCUGCAGCUCUUUGUUUCUUCUUCUUGACAUUUUGGGUACUUGGAACAUUUAUUAAGCACAAGGAUACUCCCAUUGUCAAAGCCAACAACCGGUCACUCACCUACACCCUCCUUGUCUCUCUUCUGCUCUGUUUUCUCUCCUCCUUGCUCUUCCUCAGCCAACCUGGCAAAGUGACCUGCCUUUUCCGACAACCAACUUUUGGCAUCACUUUCUCAGUGGCCAUUUCUAGUGUACUGGCCAAAACCAUCACUGUGGUUGUGGCUUUCAUGGCCACGAAACCAGGAUCUCAGAUGAGGAAAUGGGUGGGGAAAAGAUUGGCCUUUUCUAUUGUACUUUCAUGCUCUAUCAUCCAAAUAUGUAUUUGUAUUGUUUGGUUGUUGACAUCUCCCCCAUUCCCUGAGUUGGACAUGCACUCAGAGUCCCAAGAAAUGAUUUUACAGUGCAAUGAGGGUUCAGCUUUCUUCUUCUACUGUGUCUUGGGCUACAUGGGUAUCUUGGCCAUUGCCAGCUUUAUUGUGGCUUUUCUUGCUCGUAAAUUACCUGACAGCUUUAAUGAAGCCAAGUUCAUCACCUUCAGCAUGUUGGCCUUUUGCAGUGUGUGGAUCUCCUUCUUUCCAGCCUAUUUGAGCACAAAAGGCAAAGCCAUGGUAGCUGUAGAGGUCUUCUCCAUCUUGUCCUCUAGCGUUGCAUUACUGGGAUGCAUAUUUCUGCCAAAGUGCUACGUCAUUAUUUUCAGACCUGACCUCAACCACAGAGAGCAACUCAUAAAGAGGAAUUAGUUCCCCAAGUGUAUAUGUAUACAUCCAAAUUACACUGUAUUUUUCUCUGUGUCAUUUAAUAUAUAUGUGGUUAUGAGGGUAUAUGCAUCAUUUUGUAUUUCUUUAUUUUGUCAUGUUUAUGUAGUGUAUAUUGGAGGGGGUGGCCCUCUGAGAGCUGUAUGCAAUGAAAUUUCCUUUUAAUGUAUGCCGAUUAUUGUACAUUUAAAGUGACAAUAAAGUUAUUCUAAGUCUAAGGUGCCACAUUUUUAA